Messenger RNA from Closterium sp. Yama58-4, 1140 nucleotides. Lineage: Eukaryota; Viridiplantae; Streptophyta; Zygnematophyceae; Desmidiales; Closteriaceae. The record is from the annotation of a GenBank genome assembly.
AUGAACAUGAGGACUAAGGCAGAGGAUGGAAUAACUCUUCCUCACUCCCUUCUCCCCUCUGUGCUUCCUCACACCCUUCUCCCCUCUGUGCUUCCUCACACCCUUCUCCCCUCUGUGCUUCCUCACUCCCUUCUCCGCUCUGUGCUUCCUCACUUCCUUCUCCCCUCUGUGCUUCCUCACUCCCUUCUCCCCUCUGUGCUUCCUCACUCCCUUCUUCCCUCUGUGCUUCCUCACUUCCUUCUCCCCUCUGUGCUUCCUCACUCCCUUCUCCCCUCUAUGCGUCCUCACUCCCUUCUCCCCUCUGUGCUUCCUCACUCCCUUCUCCCCUCUGUGCUUCCUCACUCCCUUCUCCGCUCUGUGCUUCCUCACUCCCUUCUCCCCUCUGUGCUUCCUCACUCCCUUCUUCCCUCUGUGCUUCCUCACUCCCUUCUCCCCUCUGUGCUUCCUCACUCCCUUCUCCCCUCUGUGCUUCCUCACUCCCUUCUCCCCUCUGUGCUUCCUCACUCCCUUCUCCCCUCUGUGCUUCCUCACUCCCUUCUCCCCUCUGUGCUUCCUCACUCCCUUCUCCCCUCUGUGCUUCCUCACACCCUUCUCCCCUCUGUGCUUCCUCACUCCCUUCUCCCCUCUAUGCUUCCUCACUCCCUUCUCCCCUCUGUGCUUCCUCACUCCCUUCUCCCCUCUGUGCUUCCUCACACCCUUCUCCCCUCUGUGCUUCCUUACUCCCUUCUCCCCUCUGUGCUUCCUCACUCCCUUCUCCCCUCUGUGCUUCCCCACUCCCUUCUCCCCUCUGUGCUUCCUCACUCCCUUCUCCCCUCUGUGCUUCCUCACUCCCUUCUCCGCUCUGUGCUUCCUCACUCCCUUCUCCGCUCUGUGCUUCCUCACUUCCUUCUCCCCUCUCUGCUUCCUCACACCCUUCUCCCCUCUGUGCUUCCUCACUCCCUUCUCUCUUCUGUGCUUCCUCACUCCCUUCUCCCCUCUGUGCGUCCUCACUCCCUUCUCCCCUCUGUGCUUCCUCACUCCCUUCUCCCCUCUGUGCUUCCUCACUCCCUUCUCCACUCGUGCUUCCGCACUCCCUUCUCCCCUCUGCUUCAGCCGAUGAGAGGGCGAUUAGUUCCUGCUUACUCGACUGCCAGGAGAUAG